Molecule: messenger RNA, 3685 nt
Organism: Puccinia graminis f. sp. tritici CRL 75-36-700-3
Lineage: Eukaryota; Fungi; Basidiomycota; Pucciniomycetes; Pucciniales; Pucciniaceae
Exons: 3
Coding region: 119-3211 (1030 amino acids)
Biological process (GO): endoplasmic reticulum unfolded protein response
Source: RefSeq, a predicted model, not a curated record
CCAUCUCUUCCAAACAACCACUUCCUCAACUUCAACUAUCAGAGAAACAACAUAGCAUAUACAACAUAAGACUCACGAAAACAAACAAAAACAAAAACAAAAGCACAGAGUAUCGACCAUGCAGGACAUAGGAAACAACAACAACAACAACCAAUCAACUAACGAGAAAUCAAGCCCAGCAGAACAGAAAACCGACUCACAAGUCAUCCAAAUCAAUCAUGGCGAACAACUCUCACCAUCCAACUCGAUCCAAAUCUCACUCAUCAAACCUCUAGGGAUGGAACCGAGCAUCGGACCAGCUGAUUCGCAACAGCCCGAUCAACUCAUCCAGAUACACUUCCGCAAGACCAAAGUUCAGGAUAUCAAGACUCAUAUCUCUGCAACCUGGAGGGGCAAACCAAAGACCGAUGGGAUCAGACUGAUUGCUCGUGGGAGGAUCUUGAACGACCCUGAAUCAGUCGGAGAGGCACUGGCUAAACCGCCUGAGGAUUCCUUAUCCACUCAUCCAAUCCAUGUCGUCAUUCGUCCCAAUGCUUGGACUGAGAAACUGGAGCCCCCAAGACCCCUUUCGGCCCCUCCGGCUGCUACCAAACAUCUCCCAGUUCCAAUCAGUCCAAUACCAUCCAACCUCAGAUCUGCCUCUCAGUCCUUUGCCAAUCUAUCGAGCCCUACCAACGUUCAGGGUGAUACUAAUGAGGCCCCUAGCCUCCUCCUACCCUCUCGUUCAAACUUCUCAACGGCCAACAAUGGAUCUGGACUGUCCAAUAGUAAUAACCCCUCAUCACCUGGUGUAUUAUUCAACACUUACUUUUCCGGUCUCACGGCCUACGGUCGAUUCAGCUUCAUCCAGAAUAUCUUCCAAGCUCAGUUUAAGAUCACCGAACGCUUGGAUUUCCUUCGUCAUCAACUCCAUACUCAACACCUCAAACUACUCGGGAUCAGUCAUCCGUUAAAAAACUCAAAUGCGAACUCCGAUCCUAAUUUAUCAGAUAGAAAUGAGAGGGAGUGGAAGAGAGUCGAAGGCAAAUUGAUCAGUCUCUUGACCGAAUUAAAGUUCCCACCCCCAUACUCGGGCCAUGCCGAUUCGGCCAAUUCUGAAAAACUGCUGACUGAAUUCGAUCCAUUGUUACCCGACGAGUGUAGCGAAUUUAAACGAGUAGAGAUAGCGGGCUUACCAUAUCUGCUCUACAUUCCAGAAAGUGUGAGCCAGCUAUCCACAAAAGAUGGUUCGACCGGGACGAGCUCGGCCCUCAAGGAGUAUAAAACACUCCAGAGAGACCUCAACCGCACCUUGCGUUUGGAGGCUCAGGUCCAGUAUUUGAUCUUACAGGCCCAGAAAACCCAAGCCAACUUGAACCAGAUGGACGAGAUCAUUGCUGCCGGUCUCCGCCCUCAAGAUGCCCUCGGCAAUGACCGAGAGGUUCAGCAAGCCCAGCGAAUCUUCGACGGCCUCUUCCCACCCAACGCUUUCCCAUUCCCCCGUCCUCCUGGCGGGCCGGCCUUAGGACUCGGUCUCGGUUUAGGGCCUGCUGCUGAUGGGCACCAUCCACCAAACAAUUUCAUGCUUCCCAAUGGACCCUUGUGGCAACACCCCAUGGCCCGAGUCCGCCGGUAUGAGUUUACGAUCAACCUCGAUAGCAUUCGACGCUACAUGGCACCGCUCCUCUGGCUCUCAUUGAAGCUCUCUGUGUUACUCUACAUCUUCGGUCGCCAAGCCAGUUAUGGCAAACUGGUCAUCCUCAUCAUGAUUGCGUUAGGCUGGGUGAUCUGGGAAGCCUAUACUAUCCACCAGAGACAUGAUGCACAAGCCAGACGACGAGACCGCUUACAAAGAGGUCAGCAAGCACCAGGAGCAGCAGCGGGUGCAGCUGCCCCCGCCGCCGACCCAAUUCAAGCGGUUUUGGACCGAGGCAGACGACGUGCUGAACGCGAACGACAGCAGCUCUUAAGAGAACAACGUCAACGAGUCGACGGUAUCCUCGGCAUUGAUAAUCAAGAGGGAGGAGCCGCAGCGCCGAACAACCCCCAGCCUGCCCCGAUAGCCGCGCCCGCCCAACCUGCUCAACCCGCUGGCCCUCCCGCGGUGGUUGAAGCCCCUGCGGCCAACCCGCCUGCUGCUGCUGCUCCCCGUAGAAAUGUCGGACGAGGUGGAUUAAGAGCCGCCGCCGCUGAUAUUCGGGCCCGAGGGGGAGCGUUCCCUCCAGGGACCGAAGUGCGACCAUUCCGAAGCACCUCGGCCUUCUCGCCAAAGUAUUGGUUCAACUCGAUUGCGGUGGUCGGCCUAGCCUCAGAAUACCGGGAACUAGGCCUACAUUCGAUCGGCGAACGAGCGAUGGGGGCUUCGAAUCUGGAAUACCCUCGAUGGUACCGAUACCUUAGGAACUUGAAGACCGGGCUGGUAUUGUUCAUCGGUACCCUCUUGCCGGAGAUCGAGAAGAAGAGACGCAAGGCACUCGAGAAGCGGGCUAGGAUCCUGAACUUGGUGAUUGCUGAUGCCGCCCGUGACACUAAUAACCAGAACCGAAACCCACCACAACCGCAACAACCCCGGGUCCCGGGACCGGCAACAGAACCUAACAACAACGGACCCGCUACCACUCCUCCCCUAGCAUCGGCGACCAAUAUCGCUCAGACUAGCGUCCCCCAGACGCCGAACACUCGAGCGGCGACGAGUGGAGACGGGCAAGACAAUCAGCAGACGCCGCGGGCGGUUGAGGCAACUGCCCUGGAGCGCGUGGGCUCGGCGGGCUCGGAGCAGACGCUUUCCCAUCGUCGGCCGCAUUUGGCUGUUUCCCAGUCCGGCGAACUCGCACUUGGGUCGAACGGUUCUCAACGGGGAGAAUCGGCGGAAACGAUCGAGCGAGCUUCCAGCGGGCGCUCAAACAUCCUUGGCAAAGCGUCCCAGACUGAGCGCGUUGUUGGACCUACUUCACGACGGGCCGAGCCAUCUGGCUCUUCUUCUUCCUCAUCAUCCGUCCCUCCUGCUCCCCCUCUCCCUAGUACUUCCUCCUCCUCCUCUUCCUCAUCUACUGCCCCUCAACAACAACUUCAACAACAGACUCGGGAUGAGAAUCUUCCCCUCGAUAACCCACCCCCUCCUUCCCCGCUCACUCCGUUGGAUACCCCCCAAGUGGUCGGCGGACUCGAUGAUACCGAUGACGAGGAAAUCAUCGGGGCUGAGAACGAGGAGGCAGGGAUGCUCCUCUUCUGAUUACCCCUCACCCUUUCUCUCUCUCUCUCUCUCUCUCGUUUCUUAGCUUACCCUCGUCGUUGUAUAUCUUUCCAGCUUUCCUCUUUUUCCUUCCCCGCCCCCCCUCUUUUUUUAUGCUUUUUGAACAAUCUUUCUCGUGCUUUUGUUUCUUUGGCUGGUUGUUUCAUCAUAUAUACUCUCACUUGUGUAUGAUAGAUAUUCAACUCAAUCUAAAAUUCAAACAAAAAAAAAUCAUCAUCAUCAUCAAAUAAAUAAAUAAACUCAAAAUGCUCUUGUUUUUUAAUCAGUCCUAAAAUUACUAUCUCUUUUCUCUUCCUCCUCUCCUCUCCUCCCCCAAGAAAAAAAUGUGAAGAAAAGGAAGGGUUCCUGGCUACUGCUCAGCUUGUCUCACCAUCAUCAUCACUUGGUCUGGUGUUAUCUUAUCCCAAUGUUCUUUGAUCUUUUAAUUCACGCUUUUCUUUUGAUUGAUUGAUU